Messenger RNA from Hyaloperonospora brassicae, 1491 nucleotides. Lineage: Eukaryota; Oomycota; Peronosporomycetes; Peronosporales; Peronosporaceae. The record is from the annotation of a GenBank genome assembly.
AUGGCAGCCAGUGCUCCUGCGUUCGACCUGUGCGGCGUGCGCGUGGUGCAGGACCCAGUCAAGGGCAAAGUCGUGCGCAGCGAGCGGCCGUUCGCGCCCGGUCACGUGAUCUUUCGCGAGCAGGCGUUCGUGGCGGCGUCGUGGAGCACGGACGUGUGCAGCAAAUGCGAGGAGCUUCCGUCCAGUGGUUCUGGCCAGGCGUCUUCUGCGGACUCGGGUCCUGGCUGCGAGUGCGAGCGCACUGGCACGCCGAAGCCCAUGUACUCUUCGAAGCUGCAGGCCACAGCUGGACGCCGCGCUGUCGUCGUGAACGUCAUGAAGACUGUCGACGGCAUUGACGAAGUGGAUCGAGCGCGCUGCAUUCUCAAGUGCUUGGCGAUGUACGAGCGCGACGUCUACGCUCUGGAUGAAGUGCUGAGCUUGGCGUGGGCGGCCCAGCAGCGCGCUAUGGAUGCAGCGCUCCAGUUGCGUCGCCAGCUGCCAGGCAUCUUCCCGCAGGGCUUCUCGGACGCGCAGAUGGCUCGACUCAUUGGCGUGCUCAACACCAACGCCCACGAGCUGGAAACACUUGGCGGGUCCGGACUGUUCUUAUCGGCGUGCCGCAUGGAGCACAGUUGCCGACCCAACUGCAGCUUCACAACGUUCGACUCGACGCUGUGGGUGACUGCGAUCCGCGCGGUUGCGCCUGGAGACGCGCUGUCCAUUGACUAUGGCAACUUCUUCUACCGUCCGACACUGGAGCGCCGGGAGUCGCUCUUGGACUCGUACGGGUUUGUCUGCACGUGCGAAGCCUGUGUGACGACGGCCGAUCCCACGCGCGCCGUCCACUGUGUGUCUGGCACCACCUGCUCAGAGGGUCUCAUGCUGCCGAGUCCUGUGCGAAACAGCACUGUGGCUGGCAAGAGCAGUGCACUGGACCAUUUGCAGUUCGAGUGGCGAUGCCAGACGUGCGGUACGGUUGCCGACGCUGGCGAGCGCACGCGCAUAUUGGCAGCAGAGCAGGAGCUGAUUGAGAACGAGUUCCCGCAGAGUCUCGACGAAGUGGAUCUUGUCGUGCGUCGCCGCGUGCUGCACGAGCGCCACUACCUCUUGUUCUGGGCACUCGACAGCAUUGGCUGCGAAGCUGCUGGCCGCGCGACUGCGCAGCGCUCUCGACAGGAGCUGAGUCAGGUCUGGCAACGCAUCAUUGCGUGCAUGAACGUGGUCGUGCCAGCAGCGCAUCAUGAGAAGAUCAUCUACUACGACAAUCUCGCGCAGGUUCAGGUGGUCCUCGGGGAUCUUGCAGCAGCCAGUCGAGCCUAUGCACGUGCGUACGAAACUUCGUGUCUCGUGAGCGGCACCGACUGCUCUCCGACGCGCAAACUGCUGCGUUUGAUGGAGACUCCCCCCAAGACGGCGGAGGAGCUGCGGCAGUUGUAUGCAGCUGAGGCACAGCACCGUCAGCGCCCGUCGAGCGACGUCGAGGACGAAGACACGAGCGACGACGAGUGA